AAAGCCAAGCGGGUGCCAUGGGGCAGUUUCUGAGGUGGACCUUGGAACAGAUGAAGCAGGAACCGACCGAGGGGGUGUUGUCUUGGCACUGGGAAGCCCAGUGGCAGGCGUUCCUGAAGGCCUCGCGGUUCCCCGGGUCGGACCGGGGCGACCCACAGUCUGUGCUGUGGGGUGGCGGCAAAAUCUUUCUUCCCCAUCGUUCCAUCGGCCGGCAGAUUAUGGCAGAGCAGGGGGCUGGCUCCCCAGCUGCGCUCGGUGCGGAGGCCCAGCGCCAGCGCUUCCGCCGGUUCCGCUACCAGGAGGCCGAGGGCCCCCACGAGGUCUGCAGCCGCCUCUGGUACCUGUGCCACCGGUGGCUGAAGCCGGAGAGGCACACCAAGGAGCAGAUCCUGGAGCUGGUGAUCCUGGAGCAGUUCCUGGCUGUCCUGCCGCCGGAGAUGCGGAGCUGGGUCCGGGAAGGAGACCCAGAGACCUGUUCCCAGGCAGUGGCCCUGGCCGAGGAGCUCCUUCUGGGGCAAAGAGAGGCGGAGGAAGAACAGGUGAAAUUUCCUGAUGAUGAAGAGGAACAGGCGUCAUCUGAGUCUGGACAGGGGCUCCUCCGUGGGGAGAUCAAACAGGAGAGGGGAGAUUAUGCCAUUUCUUUGGAUGAUGCUUGGGGGACUGAGAAGAACUGGGAAUCGCGUGAGGUGUGGUCGGAAGGAAUUAAGAGCGGAGAGGAGGAAGCUGACACUGAGAACCGAGAAGACGUCCUCCAGGGGGCGAAUCGAACGGAGAUGUGGAACCAGAGACCCGUAGCCGGCCAGCUAAGCCAGUUUGGAGCCUUCUACGAGCUCUCGGCCCAUCAGAAACCGCGGCCGGAGAAGCAGCAGAGUACCUGCGGUGUUUGCGGGAAAGGCUUCAGCCGCAAGUCAAACCUUCUCCGACAUCAGAGAAUCCACACGGGAGAGGAGCCCUACAAGUGCCCGGAUUGCGGGAAGAGGUUCCGCUGGAGCACGAGCCUCAUUGCGCACCAGAAGAUCCACACGGGGGGACAGCCCCAUGAGCGCGGGAAGGGCUUCGACCACAGCCAGAACUUUGCACGGCACCAGAGGCUCCACCACAGGAAGAAGCCACACAAGUGUGUCAAUUGUGGGAAAAGUUUCAGGCGGAGCUCGAAUCUGGCUCUUCAUCAGACGAUCCAUGCAGGGGAAGAAGCUUUUGAGUGUGCGGACUGCGGGAAAAGCUUCAGCUACAAGUCAAGUCUCAGCCGGCACCAGAGGGUCCAUGCAAGGGACGAAAGAUUCAAGUGUCCGCUCUGCUGGGCAAGCUUUGCUUUUGAAUCCAGCCUCACUAGACAUCAGAGAAUCCACUGCGGGAGAAGUUUCAGUGACGAGCAGAACCUUCUUGCACAUCAGAUCAUUCCCGCCGGCACAUAAGCAGCCAGACUCUGUUCUAAGAGGCUGGAGUAAAAUAAAAUAUUUUUGCCUUAA
Podarcis raffonei (Aeolian wall lizard) is the source of this 1469-nucleotide messenger RNA. RefSeq names its product zinc finger protein 397-like. The record is from RefSeq and is a predicted model, not a curated record. The transcript is spliced from 3 exons. Gene Ontology annotation, biological process: regulation of transcription by RNA polymerase II. Lineage: Eukaryota; Metazoa; Chordata; Lepidosauria; Squamata; Lacertidae. The coding region runs from base 18 to 1415 and encodes 465 amino acids. Gene Ontology annotation, molecular function: RNA polymerase II cis-regulatory region sequence-specific DNA binding; DNA-binding transcription factor activity, RNA polymerase II-specific.